CGGUUAGAGCGCCUACUGGACUGUAAAAGACGAUCAGCCUGGAGCUAAAUCUACGUGUAGAGAAUUCCUCAGUACUUAAAUCUCGUUCGAUUUUCUGCCUGGCUGUAUCUGGCUCGUAAAGUCUGAAUUACAUCAGAAUCGACUCUCAGAGUUUUGCAGUCUUUGGUUAAAGUUUAUCAAGUUUGGUCAUCGGUUACGAGAUCCAAAGUGAUGAACAUCCCACUCCAGACCCAUUGCCCUCGAUGUGACGUGUUGCUAUGCAACCCAAAUACCAUCCACACUUUUGAAGAACAUCAACAAAAUGAUCUCAGUUCUGCGGAUUCAUCGGCGUUCAUUCUAGGACCAGAGAUUGAAUUCCAGAACAACUUCUCUCGCUCGUGCCGCAUGGAUCAACAACGACAGCUGCACGCUUCGAUACAAGAAAACGGUUGUAGGAGAGCGCGGCAUAGACGCUUCUCAUCAUCAGACUCAGAAACUAUUCUGGGACAAGCCGGUGAAAGCAUCAACACUGAUUCCAUUGAGAAGUUUCUAUCGCUCUGCUUGCAGCAGUUUGAAACAUGCCAUUCUAGAACUGCACGAAAUGGGGAUGGAACUCAGAACGUCAAGAUUGAUAAUUUAAAGGAAAACUGGGUCAGCUUCAAUAACACCAAUAAUCACCACAGUACCCCAAACCAGCACAGUACCCCAAACCAGCACAGUACCCCAAACCAGCCGGCCAGUACCCCAAACCAACACAGUACCCCAAACCAGCACAGUACCCCAAACCAGCACAGUACCCCAAACCAGCACAGUACCCCAAACCAGCNCACAGUACCCCAAACCAGCACAGUACCCCAAACCAGCACAGUACCCCAAACCAGCACAGUACCCCAAACCAGCCCAUCACGUUCAGCUUGA
Actinia tenebrosa (Australian red waratah sea anemone) is the source of this 897-nucleotide messenger RNA. Its product is annotated as TNF receptor-associated factor 2. Gene Ontology annotation, molecular function: ubiquitin protein ligase binding; zinc ion binding; tumor necrosis factor receptor binding. The record is from RefSeq and is a predicted model, not a curated record. Gene Ontology annotation, biological process: regulation of canonical NF-kappaB signal transduction. NCBI's taxonomy places the organism in Eukaryota, Metazoa, Cnidaria, Anthozoa, Actiniaria, Actiniidae. Gene Ontology annotation, cellular component: plasma membrane signaling receptor complex.